CGUGUGAUUAAACACACAACCGCAUAACCUCCGAAAACACCCACAACGGUAACCCUUCACUCUCUCCGCAUGUUCUCGGAGCUCCGGCUCCCUUAACGGAGCCCUAACUCUUCACAAUACAUAAGCAUAGUCAUUUCGCAUAUCACAUACAUACAUACAAUAUCGUAUACACACACAAUAUAUAUUAUAUAUAUCUACAUCUACAAAUCUAUAACGGUUUCAUUUUCUCAGAUCUUAGGCUACAACGAUGUCGAAACCUUGGGCAAGAACCGGCGCUUGGGCCGACGAAGCUGAGGCGGAGGAGCGCGAGCAAGCGGAAGCCGCCGCCGCCGGUGGCGGUAGCGAUUCUCAGAGCUUUCCGAGCCUGAAAGAGGCCGCGACCAAGCAGAAGAAGAAAAAGAUGAGCUUGCAGGAGUUCACGAUGCAGGCUUCUGUAGGCCCUGUUGGUGGUGGGUACAAGGGUUUGACGCCGGACGAGAUGCUCAGGCUUCCGACCGGUCCGAAGGAGCGUUCUGCUGAGGAAAUGCAGUAUGGGCGGCUCGGUGGAGGGUUCUCCAAUUACGGCCGGUCCGGUGGGCUACAGGGGGGUCGCAGGGACUCGGAAGGAGAUAGUUCUUGGGGCAGUAAUAGGAGAUCUUAUGGUGGAUUUGAUGACGAUCGUAGAGGUCCGCCUUCUAGGGCUUCAGAUUUUGAUCAACCGUCGAGAGCUGAUGAGGUCGAUAACUGGGCAGUGGGGAAGAAAUCUCUACCAUCCUUCGAUUCCGGUCGUUCUAAUCGGUAUAGUUCGCUUGGUGGCGGUGUUGGGGGAGGGGGUAUGUCUAGGUCUGAUGAGAUCAACAAUUGGGCAGCUGACAAAAAGCCAUUGCCAUCGAGAUCUUCAACUUUUGAUUCGAGUUUCCGCAAUUCAGGACCGGAACCUGAUCGAUGGACUAGGGGAGGAUUGCCAGAAGGAGAUCGGGAACGCCCCCGAUUGGUAUUGAAUCCACCACGGGCUGAGGGAGCUGUAGUUGAGCAUGUGAAGACGAAUAAGCCAAGCCCAUUUGGGGCUGCGCGGCCUAGGGAAGAAAUUCUGGCUGAAAAGGGUUUGGAUUGGAAGAAAAUGGACUCGGAGAUUGAGGUGAAGAAAAGCAGCAGCAGGCCAACCAGCUCGCACUCUAGCAGGCCUUCAAGUGCACAGUCAAGCAGAUCGGAAGGCCCAGCAUUGCAGGGUGUGGAACAGACGGUGAAACCAAGGCCAAAGGUGAAUCCUUUCGGGGAUGCUAAGCCCAGGGAAGUUUUGCUUCAAGAAAAAGGUUUGGAUUGGAGGAAGAUUGAUUUGGAAAUGGAGCGUCACCGUGUUGACAGGCCUGAGACAGAUGCAGAGAAGAAUUUGAAAGAAGAACUAAACCUUCUAAAGAAGGAACUUGAGAAGGAAUCUGCUUUAAAUGAUAAAAGUGAAUCUGCCAGUUUAUAUGAUUUAAUACUUAGUAAAGAAAAGGAGUUGGAACUUCUGGCUCGUGAGUUGGAUGAGAAAGUCCGGUUUGGGCAGAAAGUCACUGAAAGGCCUGGUUCUGGAGCAGGCAGAGUUGCUGGCUUUCCACCAUCCUCUCAGUCUGGGACAUUUGAAGAGUCCAGGAGUAUGGAGUUCAUGGAGAGGCCUCGUUCGGGAGGUGCUGGAGAUAUGUGGUCACGGCAGGGCGAUAACAGAAGAUCAUUCCAAGGCGGCAGGGAAAGAGGAUUUCUGGGCAACAGGGACAUGGACCGGCCAAGGUCAAGGGAGAGAUGGUGAACUUCAGUUGGUGUUUGUUUCAUUGAGUUCUCUCUUCUACUUUCGGCAGUUAGAACAAAAUAAUAUUUUGUCAAGUCACUUUUAUUUAUUUUUCUCAUGAUUUUGCCAUUGAUUAAAUUGGGCUAGAAUUAUUUACUAGCACCGUAACUUUUGCAUUAAUCUAUUGUUACGUCUCCAAACCUUGUGAAAUGGCAAUUUUUUCUAUCUGUCUGCCUCGCGACAAGGAACAUGUUCUCUGUUUAUUGUUUUUAACACCUUCCAUUGUGAUGCACAAUCUCAGGGUGGUGGUUUUAUUUUAUAUUCAAACAUUAUUCUUUGUAAGGUUUUACUUUCCACAAGAGAGUUGAUGGUCCAAUGUGUGUAUGUCUCUCUCUACUCAUUUGUUUAGUAGUUGCUGUAUGUAUAAAUUGAGGACAUCUCAUAAAACUGAUGUAUAUUUUUGUGCAAUUAAUGUGGAAAAGUUUGUUUGGCAUGA
Molecule: messenger RNA, 2243 nt
Organism: Cornus florida
Lineage: Eukaryota; Viridiplantae; Streptophyta; Magnoliopsida; Cornales; Cornaceae
Product: eukaryotic translation initiation factor 4B2-like
Exons: 3
Coding region: 248-1768 (506 amino acids)
Molecular function (GO): mRNA binding; translation initiation factor activity
Source: RefSeq, a predicted model, not a curated record